AUGGGAAAUGAUAAUACAACUGUUUCCCGUGUCGCAAUUGGAUGUUUUAACACUUUGAAACCCAACUAUUUCCUUUUCCCUUUGAUCUCUACGAUCCACGUCUCCUUUUGCUUCUCUCGUCUCUCCUCAAGAGGAACCAUGAUUAAGUUAUUCAAAGUAAAGGAGAAGCAAAGGGAACUCGCUGAAAAUGCCAAUGGAAAGGGUCAUGUGAAAAAGCAAACUGCUGGAGAGCUACGUCUUCAUAAAGACAUUAGUGAGCUAAAUCUACCUAAGACAUGUACUAUCUCUUUCCCUAAUGGCAAGGAUGACCUGAUGAACUUUGAAAUCACUAUUCGACCAGAUGAUGGAUAUUACUUAGGGGGUGAAUUUCUAUUUUCAUUCCAAGUUUCCCCUAUCUAUCCGCAUGAACCCCCAAAAGUCAAGUGCAAAACCAAGGUCUAUCAUCCUAAUAUUGACUUGGAGGGGAAUGUCUGCCUCAAUAUACUCCGUGAAGAUUGGAAACCUGUCCUUAACAUUAACACUGUUAUCUAUGGAUUGUAUUACCUUUUCACCGAGCCAAAUUACGAGGAUCCUCUCAAUCACGAUGCAGCUGCAGUGCUGAGAGACAAUCCAAAGACGUUUCAGUUAAAUUUUUACCACGUUAAACAAGAAUCGGUAUGGUCUAAGAUUUGCCUCCAGUUUUACAUUCGUGGAUUCAUAAAAUUUGUUUCUUCUUUGCUGGCUAUUCUAGUAUUCUUUGGUCUUGCUCAAAAUUCCAAUACAGCGAUUGCAGCAUAA
This is a messenger RNA of Fraxinus pennsylvanica, 777 nucleotides long. NCBI's taxonomy places the organism in Eukaryota, Viridiplantae, Streptophyta, Magnoliopsida, Lamiales, Oleaceae. The record is from the annotation of a GenBank genome assembly.